GACCAUAUUGCGAUGUUGUUAGUUUCAUUAUACUCAAGUAAUAAUUAAUACCAUUUUAUUAAUUUUAAAUAUUAUAUAUAUAUAAUAAUAAUUUAUUGAUUAUCUAAUAAUGCAUUUUAAAUAUAGGUACAGUCAAGAUAGUUAUAGUAUUAAACAUGACAGUAAAUACAGUAGUAUAAAGCAUAGUUGAACAUGUUAUAAGAACAAUAAAAAAUAGAAUGUACAAACAUUUAACAUCAAUAGGUACAUAGAAUUGUAAAUUUUAAUUGCUUUAAUUCAAUUACAAAACUAAUAACUUAUUACAACUAUUAAAAUAACUUAUUACUAAACAUUCGUUAUUAUUUAUGUUGAACAAACAAAUAAAAAUAGAAAAAAUGUAUUUAAAGUUAAAUUAUCUUAACAUAAUCAUGCAUUCAGUGAAUGGGUGAAUAUACACCAAAUUGGAUUACAGAAGUAAAUGAUGGAUAAAAUAAAACUAUUUUAAGAUAUUUUAAUGAAUAAGACAUUACAAAAACAACAAAUUUAUCAAUAAAAAAUGAAUGGAUUAAAAAAAUCAAGUUGAAAAACAAUGGAGACAUUGCUCUAUUGUAAUAUAUUUGAAAAAUGUUUAAAAAUGUAAUGGGGAACAUUUCCUUGACUGUUAUUCAGUGUAACCAUGAACAUUCCAUAUGUCAUACACCAAAACCGUUAAUUGUAUAUUUCUCCGAAACACAUAACUACUGGUUUUGGGAUAUAGUAGCUUGUGGACACAAUGAACAAAAGACAGAGAAAAUGUUGUUUACUAUUUUAAUAGCAAUAUCAAUAUUUUUAAACAAUGAAAAUAUAUUCAAUUAUGAACAUCCAACUCCAGCUAAAAAACUAUGGAAGUACUACUUUGUGCCCUCAAAUAUUAAAAAAAAAGGAAAUUCCGUAGAAAGUCUAUGCAAAAUUCAUAAACAAGAACAAGUUUAAUGAAUUCUAAUUUUUUAAUUAUUUCAAAAAAUCCUAUUUACAUAUCACCUGUAUCUUCAACACAACCACAUCCAGCUCAAUUUAAAAAACUAUGGAAGUACUAAUUUGUGACCUCAAAUAUUAAAAAUAAAAGAAAGUUCGUAGAAAGUCUAUGCAAAAUUCAUAAACAAGAACAAGUUUAAUGAAUUCUAAUUUUUUAAUUAUUUCAAAAAAUCCUAUUUACAUAUCACCUGUAUCUUCAACACAACCAAGUGAUAACUUUGUUGCCAAUUUUCUGUGACACUUAAAAGACGGAUAAAAUUUACAACAAAUUUUUUCUAGAUCAUGUGGAAUUAUAUAGGACUCGAGACUAUAAAACAAAAAUAACAAAAUCCAGUAUUGAACUCCCAGCUCAAUUUUAAAAAUCUAAUGAACCAAACAAACAAUAGUGUAGACAAAUAUAGAACUAAAAAACUGGCAAUAUAUAAUGAACUUUGAAAUACUUUAAUGAUGCUCAAGAUCAAAAUUAUGAUAGUUUUUUAAUUGAAGUUGUACACUGAGCUCUUUCUUCAUACUUCCAGAAAAAAAAUGGACAAAAAUUCCAAUACAUUUUUCAAUGAAAUUUAAAAAAACCGAUAAGUAUGCUACAGUAAAUAGUAAAACUAUGGUAAACUUAGGAAUUAUAUUUAAAAAGAU
Messenger RNA from Cinara cedri, 1626 nucleotides. Lineage: Eukaryota; Metazoa; Arthropoda; Insecta; Hemiptera; Aphididae. The record is from the annotation of a GenBank genome assembly.